AUGCAGGUACAGCACAACAGGGCAGAACAUCGAAUACAUUCCAACCUCCUCAAGGUCAAAGCAGUCCCAGGGCUUCACCUAGAAGCACUACAAACGGAUCAUCACUCCACUGAAGCUGCGCGACAGAAGAGGCAGCAGUCAAGCUGCAAGGUGGUUUUCUGCAAGGUGGGCGGGCCAGAUGGCUUGCAAGACAUUUCCAACCCAGAGAUGCGCUUCGCACGCUUCUUCAGUGCCUUGAUGUAUCAUGGUGCACCGAAGGCCACGGUGAGCCAGUUCGUUCGUAUGGAUGGCAUGGACUUGGGCUCAACGUUCAAGUUCUCCAUCUUGGAGGGUGGCAAGUGUGUUCGGCGAGAGGAGAGGCUGCCAAGGAAGACCAUGCCUCCGGCCAUUGUGGGCUCUUUGGAGCCAGCACCGGUCUUUGCAAACGGGCACUACUUCGAGGUGACUGUGGCAAGCCUUUUUCAGUCCGUCAGCUCAGCUGACAGGCCCAAAGUCUCCGAAAUUUAUGGUCGAACUGCAGGUCUGGUCUUGGGGUUCAAGGCUGCAAGACCAGAUGAGGGGGAUGAGUUGGCCAAGGAUCUUUCCUCCGUCGCAGAUUCCUGGUGCAUUUCUUCAAAUGGGUGGUUCUUCACCCAACAGGGCCAACCAAAUCCGCAGCUGCUGCGACCCAGUAGCCAGGCGCUUUUCGGGGCAUUUGUUUUCAUCGGCUUGAAAUGCCAGUUGAUUAUACUUGCAGGAAAUCCCUUCGGCCAAAACUGA
Durusdinium trenchii is the source of this 759-nucleotide messenger RNA. Lineage: Eukaryota; Dinophyceae; Suessiales; Symbiodiniaceae. The record is from the annotation of a GenBank genome assembly.